CCACAAAGAGGGAGACAGACAUUAAUAGAAGUAAAUGGCAGAUAUAUACAUAAGAUCCUCGCUGGAAUCUUGCCGGGGCCCCUGGCAGACGAGGGUACAGCGUGCCUGGGGCAGCCCCCAAGGAUCCGAUAGCUGUCCAAGGUGGGCAGGGAAGGGCUUCGGUGUGCCCAGGCGGGGAGUAGGGUAGUGCCGUCGAGAGAUGUGCCCAUUCUGGAGAGCGGUGCGUUGGCCCUGGGCUCCCUUCCAAUGUUCUCUCGGCCUGGCAGCUUUCCUGGUCCGCCCGGCCCCCGUCCUCCACUGCGGGGGGUCUAAGCCAGGCUGGUGAGCCUGGCCCCAUGGCCGUGGUUGGGCUCAGCCACGCUACCGAGGACGACGCUUCCCUCGGGCACUGCCCGAGGCAAGCUAACCCAUCUGCGUCCCGUUGUGCCGUCAGGCAGUGGAGACUGGUGGGCAUCACGCCAGCAUGGGCAUCCUCACCGGGAGCCUUCCACGAAGCUUUGUCUCCCAGGCGGGCCAGGCCUCGACCAUCCCCAGAGCCUUCUGUGUCCCCCAAAUCAUCCUCACUCUGUGUGACCCCGUCCCCCCGACGCCUCCAGAAGAGGUGGGCGUGAGAAGAUGCGACCCCCUGCCCCCGCGGGCACAGCCCGACACGGAGGAUGAAGGGCAUAAGGCGGGGGCCCCACCCCAUCUGGGGGGCAGCAAGUCGCUCGGCCUACUCUUGCCAGCUGCGGCUCUGCUGGCCCCGCCGUGCCAUCUGGCGGCCCCUCACACCCCCGAAUCUGGAAACAGCGAGCUGCCAGAGAAGGAGAUGGCGGGAUUUGGGGCUACUGGCACUGAGAUCUGGGCACUGAUGGCGCAUGACGUCCGGGCGCUCGGAGAAGAGGAAAGGGCCGAUCCUAGUGCCUGGAAGCCCGGAGAUGGGGAAGAUGGGGACUGGUCCUCCAGUGUCCAGAACCCGGGCAUCUCCCCGGGUACCGACCCCACCAUGGGGGCCCUGGAAGAGGCCGGGGGUGCCCGGACAGGAGUCGAAGAGAAGCCUGGACCCCUUCCAGACCAAGGUCCCCGCCCCCGGGCCCCCCGGGUCACCCUGCUGCCUGGCUCAGACACGGGCAGGGGCGAAGCGGGGACGUGGCCUGGAAGUGGUCCCCCUGUGCCGGUCCCGGGCAGACAGCCGCGUUGCCAGCGCCUGGACAGUCUAGAGGAGAUGUUCUGGGAGCUGGAGGCCACGCUGAGCAAAAUGGAGGCCGCUGCCCUCCACCCCGUCCGCCCGUGGCUGCCCACACCGACCCCGAAGAUGGCACCGCCGCAUACCGAGGGGCCCGCAUCCCACCGGCCCUGCCUGCAGGUGGCUGCCCACGUGUCUCUUCUCCCUUCACUGUGCUCUUUUUGGCCUUCUCUUCUGGAAAUCCUCUCCUUCCGAGCCGGCUGGGGGUUCCCUGCUGUCGGGGGGCAGGUGUCCGGGAAGCCAGAUUCUUCCCCCCAGCUCUUCCCCUCACGAGGUCUCACAAGCCCCCCUCCAGGAGCAUCGGGCGCCGGGACCUCUGACCCCCUUUCCGGCCUCAGGCCAGCCCGCCCCUCUCCACCUCUCUUCUGUACCCACCUUGCCCACUCGGAAAAUAAAACUGUUGCUUUCUCUCCAGCCACCGCCCCCCCACAUCGCCCAACCCUCCCGGCUCUGUCCUUUCUUCUCCUCGUCUCUGUCUCUGGCUUCGUUGUCUCCUGCUUUUUGUCUCUGCAGUUCUCCUCUCUCAGCCAUGCCCUUUGGCUUGGGAGGUUUUUCUCCUCGGGGCACAAGAGAUAGACCUCGGGGUGCCUACUGGGGCACCUACAGGGUGCCAUUGAAGUAGGAUGGCGGGAAGGGGAGGAGAUCAGUGAGAGAGACAGUGAGCUGGGUUGUGGCAGCCUUGCCCACAGUGGCCAACUCUGUGGCCUAUUCCAACCUCCCUCCCACAUCCUCCAUCUGGGAGCAGAUGCCCUUCAGAGGGCUCCUCUCCCUCUCUACCCACCAUGGGAAGACGUCCUUUUGCGGACUCUGCCCGGUCCAGCCCUUCGGGGUGACCCAGGGUGGUCCCUCCCUCCCUGCCUCGUGAGCACUGACCCACCAAGAGGGAGAUGGGAGCCCUUGCCUUGACUUCCCUCAGCGGAUGGGGUUGUCGGGAGGGCCCAGGACCACCCCGGCCCGACCGCAGAGCCCCUGCUGCCACCCUGCUCCCCUCUCCCCCCCCCCACACCAGGCACUC
Messenger RNA from Tachyglossus aculeatus (Australian echidna), 2240 nucleotides. Its product is annotated as translation initiation factor IF-2-like. The coding region runs from base 464 to 1801 and encodes 445 amino acids. The record is from RefSeq and is a predicted model, not a curated record. The transcript has 2 exons. Lineage: Eukaryota; Metazoa; Chordata; Mammalia; Monotremata; Tachyglossidae.